Messenger RNA from Stylonychia lemnae, 750 nucleotides. Lineage: Eukaryota; Ciliophora; Spirotrichea; Sporadotrichida; Oxytrichidae. The record is from the annotation of a GenBank genome assembly.
AUGGAUCCAUACGGUCUAUCUUAUUCAUAUUCUCAGCCAUAGAUUUAAACUAUCCUGCCUACUGUGUCUCCAAUGAAAAUAAACUCUAGCAGGAAUGAAAACUACAGAAUUAAUGAUUAAAACUCCACAUACUAUAAAGUAAAUAAAACUUAAUAUAGUGUAUAGUAUCAAUCUUAAUCUGGUCUUCCAAAACUCAGCAAUCAUCCAGCCAAUCUAGAUAAUUAGCAGAGGGGAGGAAUAAAAGAUUAAAUGGGUAGUAUAUUAAGAGGACAAAGCACUGGAAAUACUGGAAAUAGCUUCACAAGCAAUAGUAUUUAGGACUAGGAAAUUAUUUAGAAGAAUGGCAAAAGAGUACACUCGAAAGACUGGGUUUAAAGGGAGCUGUUUGGUGAGAUUCAUUGGAAGCCUCAUCGUAAGCAAGUAUCAGCUAUUGCUCAUGAGGAUGACCCAGUUGUUGGAGUAAAGAAAAUUGUAUCAGAUUUAACAAUAGUCAAGCCAAGAAUAGAGAGAAUACCAAAUGUUACCAAAUCUGGAUUAGAAUCUAUAUAAUAAUCUCAAAGUAGCAGUGGUUUAAAUCAGUCAAACUCUUCAUUGAUAGACAUGCUAUAAAAGAAAUACUUAAAGAAAUACAAUGGAGUAAAGUAUCAGAUUGAGGAACAAAAAAGAAAGGAUAAAAUAGAGGAGCAGAGAGCCAGGAAGAGCUACGAUUUCGUAAUAAAUAAUAGUCAUGAAAGAGUUAAUAAACUUUGA